CAACCAUAAAGAGCAAUGUACAAGAAUGCAUUAAAAGGUGGCCUACGUACUGCAAAACAAGCAUGGAAACUUAGAAAUGAAUUUGGCAAAAUAAAUCUAGCUCAAGCGAAUACCGAUUUCGAACAGCAUUUGUGCGAAGUUACCCGACCUAUCCAAAGCCGUUACCUCGCAACCAAAUCCCAACUACUAAACAACAACAACAACAAUAAUAAUAACAACAACAACUGGAACAUCAAAAACAACACUAUCACCAACAAGAAAAGCGUUGCUAGCUCAUAUCGAUAUCUAACUGAACAUUAUCGCUCUCGCUCCUCCUUUAUCGCUGCUGCUAACAUCCCAUUUUUCCACCCGUCCCCGCUAGCUGCCGCUGCUGCUGCUGCUCGUUCCCGUGCCCGUGCUGCAUUGUCACAAAGUUUUUUUGAUAAGCCAUUUAACGCUCAUUUCCAUCAUACAGAGACUUCACAUCUAAAUAGCGUUAUCUCAUCCAAGCAAUUUGUAAAAGUCCAGAAACAAUUCUAUCGCGAUUACUCUUCGGUAUCGCUGGGUGCUCCAUUGAAGACAACUGACGCCCCCCUUUUGGGUGAUUUGUGCAAUCAAUAUCGUUCAAUUUUGGGCCACACCUCGGCUGACGUUGUGUUACCAAUAGCCGGUGGCUAUCAACAGCAAUCCCGUCAAGCUCAUACCAAUUGUCAUCCCAACUUACUGACACAAAAGGACGGCGAGGGAACAGUUGCAGGAGCAGCUCCAACUGCUGAUAUGGCUCAUAAAACGGAAUUUAAACGCUUGCCCACCAAUGUGGUGCCAAAGCAUUAUGAGCUUAUGCUCCAGCCAGAUCUGAAGGCUUUCACUUUUAAGGGCAAGACAAUAGUGCAAAUCCAAGUCAAGGAGCCGACUGUAAGCAUCACUUUGAAUGCUUUGGAUAUUAAAAUCGAUGAAUCGGAAUUGCAUUAUGAUUGUACAACAGUUAAACCCCAAAGGAUUAUCUAUUCCACAGAGAAUGAGACAGCGACAUUGGAAUUUGAAAACGAAUUGCCGGCAAAUAUAUCCGGAGUAUUGCACAUGUCGUUUACGGGCGAGCUAAAUGAUAAGAUGAAGGGUUUCUAUAGAAGUAAAUAUUUUACGGCCAGCGGCGAAGAGCGUUAUGCUGGCGUCACUCAAUUCGAGGCUACGGAUGCUCGUCGCUGUUUCCCCUGCUGGGAUGAGCCAGCCAUUAAGGCGACCUUUGACAUAACUCUGGUUGUGCCCAAGGAUCGUGUUGCCCUAUCCAAUAUGCCAGUGAAGAAAGAGGAUGCAUUGCCCGGAGAAUUGCGUCGCGUACGUUUCGAUCGUACACCAAUUAUGUCCACUUAUCUGGUGGCUGUUGUAGUCGGAGAAUAUGAUUUCGUGGAGGGCAAAUCCGAUGAUGGUGUCAUUGUCAGAGUUUUCACUCCAGUCGGUAAACGGGAGCAGGGACAAUUUGCCUUGGAUGUGGCCACCAAGGUGUUGCCGUAUUAUAAAAGCUAUUUCAAUAUUGCCUAUCCAUUGCCCAAAAUGGAUCUGAUUGCAAUUUCGGAUUUCUCGGCGGGUGCCAUGGAGAAUUGGGGUCUGGUCACCUACCGUGAGACAUUCGUGCUGGUUGAUCCCAAGAAUACAUCGUUAAUGCGUAAACAAUCGAUUGCCCUAACUGUGGGACAUGAGAUUGCCCAUCAAUGGUUUGGUAAUCUUGUCACCAUGGAAUGGUGGACACAUUUGUGGCUCAACGAGGGAUAUGCCUCAUUCGUGGAAUUCUUGUGUGUGCAACAUCUGUUUCCGGAGUACGAUAUUUGGACGCAGUUCGUCACUGAUAUGUAUACACGAGCCCUGGAGCUCGAUUCGCUUAAGAAUUCGCAUGCCAUCGAGGUGCCUGUUGGUCAUCCAUCCGAAAUUGAUGAGAUCUUUGAUGAAAUCAGCUAUAACAAGGGCGCUUCGGUUAUCCGCAUGCUCCACGAUUACAUCGGAGAGGAUGAUUUCCGCAAGGGUAUGAAUCUGUACCUGACCAAGCAUCAAUAUAGCAAUACCUGCACCGAAGACUUGUGGCAUGCUCUGCAGGAGGCUAGCUCCAAGAAUGUCGCCGAUGUGAUGUCCUCGUGGACCCAGUUCAAGGGUUUCCCAGUGAUCAGUGUGACAUCCGAGCAGAAGGACGAGUCGCAGCGUAUAUUGCGUCUUACUCAGCAUAAGUUCACAGCUGAUGGCUCGCAGGCCGAUGAUGAGACACUUUGGGUGGUGCCCAUCACAGUGUCCACGUCGCGCAAUCCCACCAAGAUAGCCAAAACUUUCCUGCUGGACAAAAGCUCCAUGGAAGUUGUACUUGAGGGGGUGACUGCAAAUGAUUGGAUUAAAAUCAAUCCCGGUACUGUGGGCUAUUACCGAACCUGCUACUCAAAGGAAAUGUUGGAGCAACUGUUGCCGGCAGUCGAGAAAAUGGAGUUGCCACCAUUGGACAGACUGGGAUUGAUCGAUGACAUGUUUGCCAUGGUUCAAGCCGGACAGGCUAGCACCGCGGAGGUGCUAAAGCUGGUGGAUUCAUAUCGCAAUGAAACAAACUACACUGUGUGGACGGCCAUCACCAAUUCGCUGACAAAUCUUCAUAUUCUUAUCUCGCACACCGAUCUCAUGGAUCAUUUCCAUCGUUUUGGACGCAAUCUAUAUGAGCCAGUGGCCGCACGCUUGGGCUGGGAGCCACACGAUGGCGAAAAUCAUUUGGACACACUUCUCCGCAGUCUGGUGCUCACACGGCUUGUCUCGUUCCGCAGCAAUGAGAUCAUCGAGGGGGCCAAACAGCGUUUCCGUAGUCAUGUGAAUGGCACCAAUCCAUUGCCAGCCGAUUUGCGUACUGCCUGCUACAAGGCAGUUCUCCAGGAUGGUGAUAAGGACAUUUUCGAGGAGAUGCUAGGUCUAUAUCGGUCAACGGAUCUGCAUGAAGAGCAGGAUCGCAUUUCCCGUGCCCUAGGCUGCAUUGGUGAUGUAAAACUGUUGCGACGCGUCAUCGACUUUGCCAUGUCGGGUGAAGUUCGUGCUCAGGAUUCGGUAUUUGUUAUUGUCGCCGUGGCCAUCAAUCCAAAGGGUCGUGACAUGGCCUGGGAAUUCUUCAAGGAGAACAACAAACUACUGCUUCAACGCUAUCAGGGCGGUUUCCUAUUGACACGCUUGAUAAAAUAUCUAAUCGAGAACUUUGCCUCCGAGGAGAAAGCAUUGGAAGUAGAGGAAUUCUUCAAGAAUAAUCAAAUACCUGGUUGCGAACGUACUGUCUCACAGGCUGUCGAAACAAUACGUCUAAAUGCCGCUUGGUUGGCGCGCGAUCGCGCAGAGCUGUCCAAUUACCUGAAGAGCCAGUAAAAUAUACAUUGAUGAUGGCCUAACCCAAGGACCAUACCAAAGCAUUUAACCCACAACUACUACAAAGCAACAGCAACAACAAGAACACUAAAACACACACACACACACACACUCCUACACCCACUCGACCAAAGCAGUGACAACAAAAAACAAGAAUAAAACUUGCAAGAACUUACAGCCCCACUUAUAAGUGA
Molecule: messenger RNA, 3548 nt
Organism: Drosophila willistoni
Lineage: Eukaryota; Metazoa; Arthropoda; Insecta; Diptera; Drosophilidae
Gene: Psa
Product: puromycin-sensitive aminopeptidase
Exons: 7
Coding region: 16-3354 (1112 amino acids)
Biological process (GO): proteolysis; peptide catabolic process
Cellular component (GO): cytoplasm
Molecular function (GO): zinc ion binding; metalloaminopeptidase activity; peptide binding
Source: RefSeq, a predicted model, not a curated record